GGCGGGGGAGGAAAAGGCGAUGUCCAAACACCUGAAUCACCGCCUUUUAGACACAGCGGCAUUCUUUCGCUCCUUCUCCACCACAACAGCCAUGACCCGGUUCCUAGCAGCGCCCCGGGGGGAUGGCUUAUAUUCCUGUCUGAGAGAGAGCAGGCCGACAGGAUCUGUAAGAAUCGUCGUCUGGCCACAGCAGAUGGUGAGAGUGACAGCAAGAGGAUGGAGAAAAGGCUGAAAGUAUUAAUACAGAAAGCUGAAUCUAAUGUGCAAGCAGGCCCUGCUUUAAAAUAUCAGUGCAUUUCUCAUCUUCCAACGCACAUGCUUUAUGGCACCUUUUUUAUUGGUUGGAACGGGCAGCCAUGUCGCGGGUGAUGAAGAAGAGGCAGGCCGACCCUAAAGUCGUCCAGUAUGUGUGGUCAGCCAUCGAGGUCAUCCGUAACCAAAAGCAAAUCGCAAAUAUGGACAGAAUCUCAAAGUAUUUAAGCCGCGUGUACGGUAUGCACCCGAAAGAAACGGCCAGACAGCUGGUGCUUGCGGUGAAGGAUGGCCUAGUGGUGGAGACCCUCACUGUGGGCUGCAAAGGGUCCAAGGCAGGGGUUGAGCAGGAGGGCUACUGGCUGCCAGGGGAUGAGAUGGAGCAGAUGUCUGAGGGAAGCAAGGAAUGGGAGGCGGAGAGCCACGACUGGUACUGCUUCGAGUGUCAUCUGCCCGGCGACGUGCUUGAGUGUGACGGCUGCUUCCGUGUCUAUCACCUACGCUGUCUCUCCGAGGAGCACCGGCCCAGAGACACCACCUCCCACUGGCAGUGCACUAUCUGCAGGCAGGGUAGCAAAAGGAAAAACGUUGGAAAACAGGAAAUGGCCACAUACCUGAAGUUUAUUCUUGCACGUAUGAAAGAAAGAGCUGUCGACCUGCACAAGAGAGGUAAAGAGACAAAGCAGCCGAUGUACAAGAGGCUGAUCCACACAGCGCUGGAUGUAGACAACAUUCAAGAGAACAUCUCUGAGGGAAAAUAUAAAAACUUUGAGGAGUUUAAAGCAGAUGCUCAGCUUAUCGUCCACAACACAGCUAUUCUGCACGGAGCACAUAGUGAUCAGACUGAAAUAGCCAGACUUCUGUACAAUGACACAUGCCAUGAGUUGAACGAGUUACUGUUGUGCAGAAACUGUUUUCAUCUGUCCAAUGCGCGACCUGACAACUGGUUUUGUUAUCCAUGUUCACCCAAUCACGAACUGGUAUGGGCCAGGAUGAAGGGCUUUGGAUACUGGCCUGCAAAGGUUAUGCAGAGAGAGGGUACCCAGGUGGACGUGCGCUUCUUUGGCCACCAGCAUCAGAGGGCAUGGAUCCCAUCAGACAACAUCCAAGAGAUCUCAGUGAGUGUUCAGCAGCUGCAGGUGAAACGCAGCGCAGGCUGGAAGAAGGCCUGUGAGGAGCUGGAGCUGCACCAGCGAUUCCUGCGAGAUGGACGCACCUGGAAAGGUAGGCCAGAGGAGCGCCCAGAGCAACAGGAGGAGCGUCAAGAUGAAGCUGAGUCCAGCAUCUCUUCCACUAGUAAUGAGCAGUCCAAGGUUAACCAGGAGCCCAAAGCCAAGAAGAGCCGUCGUUCUCAAGCCCCUGAACCCAAAGAGGAGCAGGAGCAUGAGCCCGAGGUAGAGGCGGUGAGCUCCAGUCAAGAGAUCCCCACCACAAUGCCCCACCAGCCCGAGCGCUUGUCCGUAUCCACACAGACCAAAAAGUCCAACUCCCCUUCAUCAUCAUCGUCCUCGCCUUCGCCCCGGAUGCUACACCGCGGCACACAGACUGUCAACGAGGGCAGUUGCCAGAAUAUGUGUCACGACAAGUACACCAAAAUCUUCAGCGACGUUAAGGAGAUGAUGAAGGCCGAGAACAAGCGGGAGACAGAGCGGCUGCUUAAAGAGGCUCUGGACAAGCUGCGAAAUGAGAUGGAGGAGGAGAAAAGGCAGGCGGUGAGUAAAGCGGUAGCCAGCACUCAGGCUGAGAUGGAGCGCAAAUGCAAGCAGGUGAAGGACAAGUGCAAAGAGGAGCUGAUGGAGGAGAUGAAGAAAAUGGUGAGCCAGCACAAGCAGCUUAUCUCCCAGACCAAGAAAAAGCAGUGGUGCUAUAACUGCGAAGAAGAGGCCAUGUACCACUGCUGCUGGAACACCUCCUACUGCUCCAUCAAGUGCCAGCAGGAGCAUUGGCACGCCGACCACAAACGCACCUGUCGCAGGAAGAGAUGAGCCGCAGCCAAUCACAGCACGCCCUCUUACCUCCACCCAUCUAUCAUGCCACGCUAUUGGAUGAUUCAGUUUUUAUUUUCUUCUUCUUUCUUCUCCCUCUCACCUCCCGUCUCCCUAGUCCCUGGAGUCAGAUGUUUUAUAGCAGCGUUUGAAAACCCACUCGCUGUAGGACACACUCUUUCCUCAACGUGGAGGACUUCUCCUAUCCAGAUCUGACAGAUACGGGCAGGGCGCUGAGGAGAGACUUUUAGUUUGGAUUUUACCUUUGGUUUUUCUUUGGUCCUGUAAAUCUCUUUUGUUUGCUGUAAAAUGAAAAGAGCCUUGCUUGCCUACAAACUAACUGAAAUGUGAAGUAAUAACCUUUUUAAACAUGUGAUUCUUAAUCACUUGCCAUGUAGAUAUUUUGACUUUUUAUAUAAGCGGAUGGUGUUUGCCUCCUGUGUUGAUUGACAUUGGUGGUGUUUUCCUCUGCGCUUGGUUUUUAUUGAUGGUUGUGAUGUAUCAUCUUUUGGGAACAGGGUUCAAGAUGGCAGGUCGUUUCUGUCGGGGGAAAAAAAAUACAAUCUCUUCCAUUUAUGAAUAUGCACAUUUCAUGUUACACUUUAAAAAUAGAAAGAUGAAUUUUUAAUGAAAACAGAUUAUUUAUGUGCUAAUUUUGGGUCCAUUUUCUGUAGCUAAAGUGUUAUAAAUCUUGGCUGAGUGAAAUCUUAGUGAGGUUUAUAUGUGUGUGUGAAACACAUGACCCCCCUCUCCUCCCUUACAGCCCUUGUGUUUCCAUAUUGCUUCGCUUGUGCACCCUAAUGCUACCUAUGUUGCUUCCGUAUGGUUGGAAAGAAUAACUGUGUCACUUCCAUAUUUCAAGAUUCCAGCUAAGCUGCAAGGGAAUCUAAUAUGAUCAGAAUCAUGAGGUCAGUUUGUACAGAGAUCAAUGUAAAUUAUGCAUUUUAAAAAUGAAUUUUAACCUUUUUUUUUUUAAUUUCUUAUAAAUAAAAAAAGCAACUUAUACCCCUUCCCUUGACAAUUCAAAGUUCUCACUAGACUAGGAAGGAGCUGUGCAGGUCGGUUCUAAGAGCCUCCAGGGUUCUGCUUACACCUGGUUACUGCAUGUGUCUUUGUGUAUCAGGAUUAUAUCUGGAUAAGAGCAAGCCACUUAAAUGCAAGUGUAAACACACCUAAGAUCAAUACAAAUUCAAACCACUUCAGAAACUGAUCAGAGUUAUUUAAGCCUGAUUAUAUUAAUGUAAGCGCAUCCGUCUCUCCAAAAUACAUUAAACAACCAAAACUCCUCUCAGUACAACCAAAUUACCGGUAAUAACAGCCAGGCAAAGAGUAGAUCUGUGUACACCAUCCCACACAUCAGUCAUUCAGUCUGACUUACUGUAGAUGCAUUUGACUAUUAAGUUCAAAUGUCUGUGGUUCAUAUCUUAUCAGGGUACAAUCCAGAUACUAGUCAUAUCAAGUGACCAGGUGUAAAGCUAAGACUUUGGGUAUUGAACUGGUUCGGUUUACCAGUCUGUUCUCAAGGUCCUAGUUUUGUUUUUGCACAGAUUUGUGAGUAUGUGAGUGCAAACGUGGUCUGUCCCUUUUCUGAAUCAGCAGGUGCUUUCUGAACCAUGUGUGUGUGUUGAUGCACUUGAGUUUUCCUUCUUUCUCUCGCUUUCCACGUCACUGUUGCACUACGUGUAAAUAACUGUCUGCCGCUAAACGUGACUAUUUGAUGAGGUUUGCACGUUAAGUAGCAUUAUGUACAUUUCAUGAAUGCAUUAACUCUGUAUUUGAUAAGUCAAUCUGUAAAAAAAAAAAAAAAGAAAGAAAAAGAAAAGUGCGAUGGGCAAUUGUUUCAUUCCAGUGAGCAUGAAAGCCGUUCUUUCCCAUUUGUUGCAUUUCGUCACUGAAUGCAGCUUUUUUUUUUUUUUUUUAUAACGUAAUUUGAAGUCACGUUGCGAACCUUCUUCUUUUGUUUAAUUUAUGUGGGGGGGAUACGAGUGACUACUGAAAGUACGGCCGAGGCCCAGCUGACAGUCUGCACCAGGAGUAGUCUUUUCUUUCGUAUGUGCAUACGGAUUAAUGUGAUGUGAAAGUUCAAAGUCCUGCCCUUCCCAAGUGUCUCUGGAUCUAGAGAUGCCCCACUUGCAUUACAGUAUGUAACAGUACUAUGUAUAAACAAUAAACACAUCAUCAUGCGGUGA
This is a messenger RNA of Astyanax mexicanus (Mexican tetra), 4426 nucleotides long. It is a transcript of the gene zmynd11, whose product is annotated as zinc finger, MYND-type containing 11. Bases 357 to 2237 code for a protein of 626 amino acids. Gene Ontology annotation, biological process: regulation of transcription elongation by RNA polymerase II. Gene Ontology annotation, molecular function: transcription corepressor activity; protein binding; DNA binding. Lineage: Eukaryota; Metazoa; Chordata; Actinopteri; Characiformes; Acestrorhamphidae. The record is from RefSeq and is a predicted model, not a curated record. The transcript is spliced from 17 exons.